ACUGAUGACGUGUGAACUGUAACCACAUGUUGGUAUACAAAUUACCAGUUUGUCAUCGAGCACAGGCAGGUGUGUUCUACAAAGCUACUGCAUCACAAAUAGGAAAACAAGUUACUUUGGAAUCACGUGAUCAGCCAACUUUUAUCAAGUCAAUUCGAGUUUGACAGCCCUAUUAUAAUGUUGCUGCGACAGAUUCUCAUUAUCGUCUUUUGUUUAAUGUUUGAUAACAGUGUUACAGCUACUGAAGCAUCUGCAUUAAAUACUGGUGAAGGUGAUUUUCGUUCGGAUAGUACAGCACCACCAAACAAUGCUCAGAAUGAUAACAGUGUUACAGCUACUGAAGCAUCUGCAUUAAAUACUGGUGAAGGUGAUUUUCGUUCGGAUAGUACAGCACCACCAAACAAUGCUCAGAAUGAUAACAGUGUUACAGCUACUGAAGCAUCUGCAUUAAAUACUGGUGAAGGUGAUUUUCGUUCGGAUAGUACAGCACCACCAAACAAUGCUCAGAAUGAUAACAGUGUUACAGCUACUGAAGCAUCUGCAUUAAAUACUGGUGAAGGUGAUUUUCGUUCGGAUAGUACAGCACCACCAAACAAUGCUCAGAAUGAUAACAGUGUUACAGCUACUGAAGCAUCUGCAUUAAAUACUGGUGAAGGUGAUUUUCGUUCGGAUAGUACAGCACCACCAAACAAUGCUCAGAAUGAUAACAGUGUUACAGCUACUGAAGCAUCUGCAUUAAAUACUGGUGAAGGUGAUUUUCGUUCGGAUAGUACAGCACCACCAAACAAUGCUCAGAAUGGUGAUUUUGGUUCGGCUAGUAAAGCACAAGAAAAAAAUGCUCAGAAUGAUAACAGUGUUACAGCUACUGAAGCAUCUGCAAUAAAUACUGGCGAAGCCACUCGUAUAUCAACAGAAGAAGACAGAAACUCCUCUACCGACGUCAAGAUGAACAUAUUUUUCACUUUUGUGUUGCUUGCAGUUGUAUGUUGGUUAUAAAAUUAUUUAACACGUUGUGCGAUAUCUGACAACACAUUAUUUUAUGUGUUACGUUAUUUCGCGUGAUAGUGUACUGAGAUAUACAUAUACCAUACACACAUUUACGUUAAAUUCUUCAUUUGUUUAAAAUCUGCAGGAAUUAUUUUACAUUGACUAGGUGUAGUUAAAAAAAAAUCAUAUUAAUUUAUUUGAACUGCAUAAAAUGAAAUUUUAAGUUAAUGAAUUCUUAUUGUAACAUACAAAACAAAAAGAUGAAAGCAGUUUACUGGAACCUUUUAAAGCAUUUUCGGAUCUUUUGCUAUUAAUAUUUUUUUUCCAGAGUUUCACCAAAAUAAAAUAAAAAUAUAAUAAAUCUUUUGAUUGCUC
Messenger RNA from Physella acuta, 1362 nucleotides. RefSeq names its product levansucrase. Lineage: Eukaryota; Metazoa; Mollusca; Gastropoda; Physidae. The record is from RefSeq and is a predicted model, not a curated record.